Monopterus albus (swamp eel) is the source of this 2091-nucleotide messenger RNA. It is a transcript of the gene stx6, whose product is annotated as syntaxin 6. The transcript is spliced from 8 exons. The record is from RefSeq and is a predicted model, not a curated record. NCBI's taxonomy places the organism in Eukaryota, Metazoa, Chordata, Actinopteri, Synbranchiformes, Synbranchidae. Gene Ontology annotation, biological process: intracellular protein transport; Golgi vesicle transport. Gene Ontology annotation, molecular function: SNAP receptor activity. The coding region runs from base 214 to 924 and encodes 236 amino acids. Gene Ontology annotation, cellular component: membrane.
UUAUUUAGACGUCCCGACCCACGUGUACGUGACGUUACGGGCUGGUUUCCGCCGCUGCAUGUAAACAAAGCGGAGUUAGCAGCACGUCUGAUGAAGAUAAACUCACCGUUUUAAUCAUAAUUCAAUAAAAUAAGGCUGAGCUUAUUUAGGCUGUUCCGGGGCUGAUAUUGUAAGUGAUGGAGCUCCGCCGGGACUGAACCAGAGCCAAAAAACAUGUCCAUGGAAGAUCCGUUCUUCGUCGUCAAAGGUGAGGUACAAAAGGCAGUGAAUGCAGCACAGAGCCUCCAUCACAGAUGGAGCGAACUGCUACAAGAGGGGGGUGGAGCCUCCAAAGAGGAAAUGGACUGGACGACCAAUGAGCUGAGGAACAGUCUUCGGUCCAUUGAGUGGGACUUGGAGGACCUAGAUGAGACCAUCAGUAUCGUUGAGUCAAACCCGAAGAAGUUCAACCUGGACACAGCUGAGCUCUCAAAGAGGAAAGCCUUCAUCGCCAGCACCAGACAAGCUGUCAAGGAAAUGAAAGAGCAGAUGUCCAGUCCAGCUGCUGUCUCUGUGGACAGAAAGAACAAACAGGCUCUACUUGGUGAACGUGGUGCCCAGGGUCCAGUCUGGCAGCCUGGUCCUGAUAAAUACAGCCGACUGGACCUGAUAGUAGAGCAGCAGGAUGAACAGUUGGAGCUCGUGUCAGGAACAAUUGGAGUCCUGAAGAACAUGUCUGAGAGGAUCGGCAUGGAGUUGGAUGAACAAGCUGUGAUGCUGGAUGACUUUGGCCAUGAGAUGGACAACACUCAGUCCAGACUGGACAAUGUCAUGAAGAAACUGGCCAAAGUGUCCCACAUGACCAGUGACCGUCGUCAGUGGUGUGCUAUAGGUGUGUUGCUCACCAUCCUCUUUGUCGUCGUCCUCCUCUUCUUCAUCCUCUGAUUGAUGCUGCCACCUGUCUGUGCAGAACUCAUCUUCAACCUGUGUCUACUGGAUUCUUAAUCUGAAUCAUCUUCGUCCUCCACCUCCAGACUUUCAUCCAGCUGCUGUCAGCAGGCACACCUGGAGAUGAUCUUUUGUUCUGUACCGGACUCUCCUGAACUCAAUUUGACUUUGCUGGACUCUUCUAGAGUCUGUUAUAGGCAGUACUGGAGCUCUCACUCAUCUUAUUGGUUCACUCUCAUUUACAGUCAUUAAUUAUACUAAAGCUGGCUUCUACUGGUUUCUUUUGGACUCUAGUGGACAUCCCCUAUCUGUUGAGUAGGGCUGGAUGUUAUCACUGAACUUCCAAUUUGAAUUGUUUUUGAUUCACAAAGUCCACAAUCUAUAAAUUAAGGUUGGGGGGGUUAGCUGGUUUAAAUCUGCUUUAAACUACAGUUUAAUCCUGGGUUAAUUCCAGUACAAAUCCAGAUUAUUUAGUUGGAGGUUGUAGCUCAUUCAUGAAUUGUGGAAAAACCGAUAAUCUGAAAACACUUCUUGGAAACUAAACACUAAAACUUUGUUUCUGUUGGUGUUUUUGUGUUUACAUGUUGUGCAUUUUGCUUUUGAAAUGACAGAAAACUGAUGCAGUGUAACUUUUUAAAAAUCUGUUAUUGUUUCCUGUACUGUAUUGAUCAACACACCCCACAGUUUGACCAGUGGAUAUAAUUGAUCAGUUGAAGUGUCUGCUGUUGAACUGUUAGCAAUUUCAACUGCACAGUUCCCAUUGCUGUUUCACAAUAAAAGCCUCACUCCCGGGAACUCCUGAAAGGCGUUUAAUCUGAAACAGCAACAGGAAGAGCUGUUCUAAGAUUAGCAAGCAGGCUAACUGCAUGUUUGGUAUACACUGGCUGAAAUUAAGUGAAAAGGGGAGCUGUUAGAUGAAGCAACCGAUCACAUCCUCAUCACCAGGUUUAGGGUACUCACGGUGAUAAAGUCUUAAUGUUAACAAUUUCCUGUUUUAAUAAUAAUACAGUGUUCAGAGCUCCUGAAGAAAAUAAAACACUAAAUUAUCAUUCAUUACAAAUGGGCUCAUCUGCAGUGUUGAAUCUGUUUUAUUCUGUCAACAUGUACAAAAAAUAUAAUCUGCUAAUUUAUCCAUUAAACAUAACUCUAAAAGUCCCAAUAAAA